Messenger RNA from Didymodactylos carnosus, 1431 nucleotides. The record is from the annotation of a GenBank genome assembly. Lineage: Eukaryota; Metazoa; Rotifera; Eurotatoria; Philodinida; Philodinidae.
AUGAACCCUCUACGACAAACCGGUAUUAAAAAUCUUGGGACACACUUCAGAUCGACUUAUCAUCAUCAUCGAACGCAGUCUACGGAUAGUCAAUUUGAUGGUGGUGAAAGAUAUUUAGCCGAUAUUUGUAUACAAACAGAAAAUGGUGAGAUUCAGUUAAAAACACGACAUGUAACGGAUCGAACUUUUCGAGAACAUUUAGAAAUUAUAUUUACGAAAGAUCAUAAAUCAUCACUACUAAUUCGUUGUUUCAAUAUUUUGUUAAAAUUUAUUACAUGUGUAUUAUACAUUUAUCGGGCAGCAAACGACACUCCACCAUUCAAAAGUAGUUGUUUUCUUCGUGAUAAUGCACAUAGUUUUAAAAAUAGAACAACAUUCUUAAAUGAUACAUCCACUAUCGAUUGGACGGCAAUUGUAUGUGUAGAUCGAUCAUUUCUUAUUUGGUUAAUGCAAGUUAUAUUGGCUAGUAUUAGUCUAUUCGAAACAUUAUUGAUGAUUUAUCUACAACAAAAGGGUCAGCGUUUAACGCAUGUUCUUACUAAAUACAUGUUUGUUGAGUUAAUUGCAACAAUACCAUGGUUAACUACACUUGCUUAUAAACCAUUUCGAGCAUUGUUUAUUCCAGUAUUUUUUAAUGCUUGGUUAAUGAAACGUAAUUUAGAAGGUUUACUAAAUGAUUUAAAUCAAAUACAAGAUUUUUCAAGAUCAAUUCUUGUUCAACAGUUAUCAUCACUUGCUAUGACCGUAUUUUCUCUAUUAUUUACGGCUAUGUGCGGUUUUCAACAACUACAACGUGGUGGUCAUUUCUACGGUGUUUUUGAUACAUUUUAUUAUGUUAUUAUAUCUACCUCAACAGUGGGUUAUGGUGACAUUGUACCCGAUAUAUGGCCUUCAAAGUUAUUUAUGACAAUUAUGAUUGUUGCUGCACUCAUAUUGAUACCAACACAACUAGAACAAAUGGCAUCGUUUUGGUUUGAAAGACAAAAAUACGGUGGCACCUAUAAUCGUCAUCGUGCAGCGCAUGAUAAACACGUCGUAGUUUGUACAACAAGUUUAAAUCAUGAUCAAAUAAUGGAUUUUUUAAAUGAAUUUUAUUCUCAUCGUCUACAUCAAACAUAUCAUGUCAUCUUAAUAUCUCCAGCAGAACCAGAUGUUCAACUUCGUUCAAUUCUCUUAACAGCGCUUUGGAAACAACGAGUAAUUUAUAUGCAAGGUUCGGCAUUAAGAACAUAUGAUUUGAUUCGUGCUCGUGUUGAUCGAUCUCGCGCUGUAUUUAUUUUGGAAACACGAACUCAUACAAAUAAAAUUAUGGCAGAUCAACAUUCAAUUUUGCGUUCGUGGGCUGUAAAAGAUUUUGCUCCAUACGUACCUCAAUAUGUUCAAAUAUUUCGUCCAGAAAAUAAAAUUCAUGUGAAAUUUGCUGGUGAAUAA